AGUUUGGCGGCAAUACGACACCGUUUGCAAAAACUGAUCUAACAUUUCAUGGUUCUCUCGGAAUAUCCCCAGAAAGUCACCUAGUCACUCUUUCUCUGUGCAACUCUUCUCUUGCAAUUUUGUUCCCCAAAAACGCUAAAAUGAGUGAUGUAUCAGCAGAAAAACCGGAAGAGGAUUUGUGGGAACGAGCCAAGAAAGCUGCAGACGAUCUCUACGAAAUCAAAGAAACGUUUUUUCCUCAAAACCCGGAUGACAAAGUCGCCAGAUUGCAAAAUGAAUCCGAUCUCACUCUUAAACUCCUCGAUUCCAUCCCUCCUGAACAAAGGAAGUCACCUUUAAAGCGUGGGACAUAUGAAUAUCUAAGAGGAAAGAUAUUGGAUGUUGUACCUGAAUACAGGAAAGAGGCAGAGGAUCAUCUCUCAAAAGCUGUGAAGUUGAAUCCUGCUCUUACGGAUGCUUGGCUAUGCUUGGGUGUUAGCAUUUGGAAGAAGGGAGAUCUGCCAGCUGCUAAAAACUGCUUCAAUCUGGCAUUAAGCAAGGGUCCAAAUAAGAGAAUUCUUUGUCAGUUAUCAAUGCUUGAAAGAAGUUUGGCUCAAGGUUCUGAGAAUCGGAUGGAAAUUGUCGAAGAAAGUAUUCAACAUGCUAAAGAAGCUAUCGCAUUGGAUGUCAAGGAUGGAAAUUCUUGGUACAACCUUGGAAAUGCAUGCCUCACGAGUUUCUUUGUGACUGGAUCUUGGGAUCACCACAAACUUUUGCAAUCUUUAAAAGCCUACCAAAAUGCUGAGAAAGAUGAAAAAAUGAAGUCCAAUCCCGACUUGUAUUUUAACUGUGCCACUGUAGACACAUAUUUAGAGAAUUAUGAGAGGGCACUUAGGGGGUUUGAAGCUGCUGCCUUAAAGGAUCCUAGUCUUAAUGCUGCUGAGGAGGUCCAAAAGAUGGUUAAUCUUCUAGAUAAGAUAGAGAAUCUAUUGAAGGUACAUGCUAGAGGCAAACGACUUGCAUCUUGGGCAUCAUCUCUUACUGCUGUGAAGUUGAAUUCUUCUCAUAAAAUAGUCACGGUGGAUAUGCUUUCGGAUGGUCUGAACAGAGUUGCAGUAGUUGGAAAAGUGCUAUUCUUUGUGAAUUAUCAGAAUGUCACUCCCCUAUGCUAUUUGGUUUGUGAUUCAAAUCAGACAUGCUUUGUUCUAUCUGUGUACAGUCUGCGUGAUAAUGUGAUUAAAGAAGGAGAUCAAGUAACGCUAUUGCAACCUUAUUACCAUCAUCACGUUUUUUCUUGGAAAGGAAAGAGUUACGACUUCAAGUCAAUUCGCGUGGAUUUCGUGGAGCAAAUGGUUUUGAACGGAAAAGCCCUCUCACCUCAACAAGAACUUCGUUCAUCAAUCUUUGCGCAACUCAAACCAUGAAAGUUGCCUCAAGUCAGCUCGGCUGUUGCAGUAUUCUGUGAUUGUGGGUGUUCAGCUUUGUCAUUGCAGCGUUUUGGUUGACUGCCAAAAGAGAUACAUAUCAUAUUGUAUUGUACCGCUACUCUUUGCAGUCCUAAUGCACAUGUGGGGUAAUUGGGCUCUAGCGUUGAGUGCAAACACAUGCUACAAAUAGGAUUGAAUCUGCAUCAAACCAGUUCAGCUCAAUUCGAAUUUAAACUUCGGUUCAGCAGCCUGGCUUGAAUCUUUCUCCAUCUAUACUAUUUAUUGGUCAGUGACACUAUUGUUUUUCAUUAAAGUAAAAUAAACUUUUGUAUUAUGCAUAAAA
Mangifera indica (mango) is the source of this 1749-nucleotide messenger RNA. RefSeq names its product tetratricopeptide repeat protein 5-like. The transcript has 14 exons. The coding region runs from base 141 to 1403 and encodes 420 amino acids. Gene Ontology annotation, molecular function: protein binding. NCBI's taxonomy places the organism in Eukaryota, Viridiplantae, Streptophyta, Magnoliopsida, Sapindales, Anacardiaceae. The record is from RefSeq and is a predicted model, not a curated record.